This is a messenger RNA of Penicillium crustosum, 279 nucleotides long. RefSeq lists its product as uncharacterized. Lineage: Eukaryota; Fungi; Ascomycota; Eurotiomycetes; Eurotiales; Aspergillaceae. The coding region runs from base 1 to 279 and encodes 92 amino acids. The transcript is spliced from 2 exons. The record is from RefSeq and is a predicted model, not a curated record.
AUGGCUUCAAGUGUAGCAGAGCCGCAUCUUAGUCAUGUCAACACGACGUACCAGGCCGUAUCCCAUGGCCAGAAGCCCCGACUCAACGACGUCAUGACGCUGACUGUCUGCGCCCAGUUUCAGAUUCGCUACGCCUGUGGUCACUCGGCAGGUGGCGAGUUCGUCAAAUGUCAACGGCACAUGAGAAAAGAGGAUGAACGCUGCAUUAGCCGUCAUAUCCGGCACAUCGAUGUCAAGCAAUCAACCCACAAAUGUCGCCUAUGCCUGCGCAGUGAAUGA